This is a messenger RNA of Aphidius gifuensis, 642 nucleotides long. RefSeq lists its product as uncharacterized. The record is from RefSeq and is a predicted model, not a curated record. The transcript is spliced from 2 exons. The coding region runs from base 40 to 642 and encodes 200 amino acids. NCBI's taxonomy places the organism in Eukaryota, Metazoa, Arthropoda, Insecta, Hymenoptera, Braconidae.
GUUAUCAGUGUGUUAUCGUACAAAGUUCAAUUAUCAAAAAUGAACAACAACAACAACAACAAUAACAACAGACGCUGGAACCUAUUAAAAGAAUUUUGCUCAUUCAACAACAUUAAAUUACGUAAGGAGAUUGGUGAAGCAAUGCGUGAUGGAAGUAAAAAAACUAUAUGUUUAUUACUCAUCGGAAAAAUAGAAGUUACUGUGGUUGGAAAUACAACAGAAGAAGUAAUGGAAAAAGCCAGUAUAGAGAUGAUGGAUAAAAUAAAGAUGUUAAUUAAUAAAGACGAAAAUGAAAAUCAACACCCAAUAAGAAAUAAAAAUGAUAGUUACUUGGGGUAUAAUCCUGUUUCAGUAUUGAACGAAUACUGUCAUAAAAAAAAUUCAUUUCCAAAAUAUGAACAAUUAAAUUGUGAAGGUCCACAGCAUGAUCCAUUAUUUACAAUAAAAGUAACUUAUCCGAUCCGUUAUCCACUCAAUCAAGUUACUAUGCAAGACUAUAGCUCUAUUGCAUCAGCUCGAACAAAAAAUGAAGCAAAAAGAAAAGCUGCUCAUUUAGCAUUAACAAAAAUUAAAAAAUUAAAUCAAGAACCAAAACCUUGUCCACCUCCAAUACCUAUCAAGUAUUUGAAUUCAAAUGCAUAA